AGAGAAACAUCGUUGGUUGGUGUUGUCGGUCAGUUGCUUUUGUAAUCAGAGACUUGUUUAUAGAAUAAAGCAAAUAAAAACCAAUACGCUCUAGAUGUAAACUCUGUAACUCGGAAUCGUGCAUUUUAUCCUACAUUUGUUGUACCGCGAGUGUUUUCAGUCGUAUAAAAACAAAACUACUGUAUGGAGCGUUUUCAGAAGAACGCUCUUCAUUUCUUCUUUCGUCGGAAAGAUACGAAAGGAGAAACGAGAAAACACAAUCAAGGACAGUGAUCGUCUUUAGUUUUAAGCGCGCCAUUGGUGUGUCGCAGUCUCAUUCUGUCAUUACGAGUGUUCACGUGCCGUUCACGAGUCGAUGGAACAUCCAAGGAAGAAGGAACCGUAGUAUGGCACCAUCUCAUUGCAACAGAUUGUCAAUACAUCCCAUGCAUACGCACGCAGCUCAGAACAUCAGCUGCACUCUCACGUGAUGCAAGAAGCAACUACGACUGAACAACAAGCGCUGCGCAAUGACACAUCGCAGGCAAUGUUUCCCAGGAUAGAUCCUGGCAGGAUGGGUCUGUCGUGGCAUCAUUUGUUUGCGGCACGUGAAUUAACGUUGUUAGCCGCUGGAUUACCGCCAACAUUACAGGCGACAUUCGCAACAACUCCGUCGCUCUACGGUCAGAGCAUUUCUCAAAAUCUCCUCGCAGGGUGGCCGUCCGCUGCCUCAUCUUCACCUCCUUCUCCUCUUCGACCGCCGUCGACAAUGUCGCCGCCUCUCACCACAAGAUCCUCGUUAAGACGUACAAACUCAACAGCUAGCAGCAACAACAACAAUAAUAACACUGCCAUCAGCAACAAUAACAAAAACAACAAUAACAAUAACAACGCCAAUUCUACAAAAAGAAGAAGAGUGACACAAAACGCGGAAAGCGCGCAGUCCCCGCCAUUAGAAAAUGCGGCUAGUCCAAAUCCGAGUCCCGAAGGUGCCGCUGCGGGAAAAGCUGACGGCAGACAGAAAAGUUUUGACUGCAAAGUAUGCGGCAGAUCGUUCGGAUAUAAGCACGUGCUACAAAAUCAUGAACGCACGCAUACUGGUGAGAAACCCUUUCAGUGUCCGGAGUGUCAGAAAAAAUUUACCCGGGAUCAUCAUCUGAAAACGCACAUGCGACUUCACACGGGCGAGAAACCGUACCACUGCAAAUAUUGCGAGCGGCAAUUCGUGCAAGUGGCGAAUCUUCGUAGGCACACGCGUGUACACACUGGCGAGCGCCCGUAUGUAUGCUCAACAUGUUCAUCCAAGUUCAGCGACUCGAAUCAGCUGAACGCGCAUAUGUUGAUACACAGCGGGCAGAAACCGUACGAAUGUGAUCAGUGUCAAUCGCGGUUCCGUAGGCGCCAUCAUAUGAUACAUCACAAAUGCGAAGGUGUUAACAGAAAUGAAACGCAGGAACUGCAUGCCGUAUCGUCGUCGUGUAAAGAGGGUGACAUAGAGGAAGAAGAGGAAGAAGAUCAUAUCAACGACAAAGAAGUUGACGAAUUGCAACAAAUCGCGUCAGUUCAUGCAAAUUCCAGGCAAAUUCUAGCUCCGGUCAUGCAACUGGUUCAUCCGAUAACCUCGUUCACCGCUAUGCCCGAGCAAACGGAACCCGAAGAUCUGUCUAUGUCCACCGGUAUGCGAUCAUCGUCCUCGUUAUCAACUGCCAGAUCGGAUUCUUGCAACAGCAAUAACAGCAGCAGGGCGAUUUCCCCAAAAGACGGCACCUUAAUCGAAAAAAUAGACUCACCCGAGCCAUCCACCUCCCAUAAUGCCAAUCACAAGUCCUAGUGGAUUCUCAACAGGUACGUGGAAAAUUUAUGUAAACAUCGUUCUCAUUACGGCGUCUUCGAUACAAGCAUUUGAUCGUAAUUGUUUUGUCCAAGGCGCAUGUAAUCGCGAACGUGAGAAAAAAAAAUCAAGAUAGAUGGAAUCGGGCGCAGCCGCGUUUGUUUCCUUUCGCUAUUCAAAUUUUCCACCGAAUUUGUCGUUAAAUUUCUACAUAGUUGUUCGCAGUAAUUAAUGUUAAAAUGCUUUUUGAAUGUAUAUUAUGCAUAAGUUAUUAACGCGCAUUGUACAUUACGCAUGUACAUUAAUGCAUAAGUUAUUGUCGCGCAGUCGGAGAUGAAAUGAUAAUAAUGGUUGAUCAUAAUUUAAUCAUAAGCUUGUAUCGUUAAGGACGUGUAUUGAACGGCAACAAGUUAUAUACAUACGUACGUAUGUGUAUGGUGCACACAACUUGUACAAUGUGCACGUAAACAAACACGAAUUCAGGGAUAUGCUUUUUUUCAAAUAUUAUAUAAUAUUGAUAUCGCGAGGAACAAUGUAUUAUAACACACAUGAUAUUAUACAUAAUAAAUUUUACUUUUCAAAAACCAAUAGGAUAUAAUGCACUUUAUAACUUUGCGUGUUGCGGUUUUUCUUGUAUAUAUAAACUCUACACUCAAGAAGAGAUAGUCAAGGUGAAAAUGAAUGAGAUAAACAUACGUUAUUCACGUUCGAUAGACGUGAUGACGGUUUGACGUUUUGUAAUCAAGUAGACAAAAGAGACACUCUGAUAAGACGAGAGAUGAACACACACUCGUGUGCAUAUUUACACGAAUAAAUGGAAUGAACCUUGCGUCUCGAAGGAGAGGAAAAGAAUUUAGCUGUUGAAUCUCUACCGGUAUACAAGUUCCUCUCGCAGUAAAAUUAGUAGAGAAAAUUGACUUUGGCCUAUCGUCGCUACUGCAACUUUUAGCGUGAUUUUUUUUUUUUUUUUUUUUUUUUGACUACAUACGUUUUAAUUUUUUUUUGCCGCAUAUCUCUCGUUUAUUUAUUAUAUUGUGUUCCUCUUCCGUUAUUCAAAAGUUUGUUAAACGUUUUCUUAAUUUAACUCAACUACAUAAUUUUUUAAUGAUUAAAAAAGAUCGCGCUCGAGAUAUUUGUAUAUACUUGCAAGAAGAUAAUUCUCGAAAUGACUCGGUGCGCAACACAAGUUUUUUUGUUUUAUUUCAUAUUGGUAAUACACAUUGCUGUUAUCGUUUACAUAUACCCUCUCUCAAGUGAACAAACCAGAACCACCAUUAUGAUCGUCGACGGGAGCGAUUUAAAAUUCAAACCGAUCUCUACCUCCAUUACCUCCUACAGUUUCGCCUUGAUCAUGCAGACAAACGUUCGCAUAAUUGAGAUCUGCUUCUCUGAUUUCCGUCUUCUAUUCUUGGAGACUCGUACACCUGGCUCCGUCAAAGAUCACUUUAAAAUUCCUUUCUUGUGCUUUUAAUCGGCGCAUGUAGUUUCGUUGAUAAACCAGUUUUCACAUAAUAGUCUCACCGUGUCGCACACACAAGUUCAUCAACAACUUUUGAAUAACUGAUCAUCUAUAAAACAUUUAUAAUAUUUCUCUACUUCUUUAGCCUCUCGAGACUUUUGGAUAUUCAUUACAGUGGUUUAAACUGGCAAAAAUGUCAAAAUUUUAUUUAAUUCCUUGCUAUUCUCUGACACGUCGGAAUAAUCCAAUACUGAAUAUCCAAGAACCUUAAGAGAAGAAAAAAAGUGUUAUAUAUUAUUUUGCGUUACGUAUUACCUCCGGUGUCCAAAGGCAUAAUUUAGUAAAGCUAAUAUUCAUAGACCAUUUUUAUAUUUAAGAUCGUCUUAAGAUACUAAUAUUUUAAGAUGUCACAUGAGUUGUCUCAUUGACAUGCAGACCAUUUAAAGAUAAACUUGAGACGAUCUUAAAUAUAAGAUUGACCAUAAAUACUGAUCUAAGGGCGGCAUUGUCCUUUGCCAGUAACCAUUGAAUACAAUGAUUUAUGUUCGGACUAACGGUAGGUAUGCAAAUUUUUUCUUUCCCAAGGUCAUCAAAGCGUUUCAUUUGUUCCACUGACAUUUUUUUAAAGCAAAACGACAUUUUUAAUGCUUUGUGACUAAAUUUUAAUGUAAAGCACGAAUAGACCGUCGGUCGUCGGUUUUUAUUGUCAUGCGAUAAGAAUAGAAAAAAAAUUAAAAAAGAAAUAUUUUGUUAUAGUUUCAUUAUGUUGAAAUCAAAGCUAAACCUCGCAUUUAUCUUCUUUAUCAUUUUUCUUUUUUUUUUUUUACCGUUAUAU
This is a messenger RNA of Pseudomyrmex gracilis, 4104 nucleotides long. It is a transcript of the gene Kr, whose product is annotated as protein krueppel-like. Bases 470 to 1810 code for a protein of 446 amino acids. Lineage: Eukaryota; Metazoa; Arthropoda; Insecta; Hymenoptera; Formicidae. The transcript is spliced from 3 exons. Gene Ontology annotation, cellular component: nucleus. The record is from RefSeq and is a predicted model, not a curated record.